GCAUAGCACAGCUAUUGAGGCAGUACAGCCAGUGUGUGAGUGAGAGAGUCAGUCUGCUCUGAGCUCUCAGGCUGUGCACAGCCUGCUCCCAACACUGACGAUCACUCACACCAAGGACACUGGCACAUGCUGGCACCCACACUGCUGCACACAUUGGCAAUGAUCUGGCUGCUAUCUCCAGUUCCUUAGAUCACCAGAAGAUUCAGAGAAAGGAUUAUCCAGUAUUUUUAUUUUUUUUCACUUGUGGGAUUUAUAUUUAUCUUUUGAGCAAGAAUGAGAACAGCGGAGGAUUCGUCUGGAACGGUCCUGCACCGUCUUAUUCAGGAGCAACUGAGAUAUGGGAAUCUGAGUGAGAAUCGCACAUUGUUGGCCAUCCAACAGCAGGCUUUGAGGGGUGGUGGGGUCAAUGGAAGCCCAAGGUCAUCCCUUGAAAGCCUUGAACAAGAGGAGAUGCAGGGGAGCCCUUCAACAAGGCAGGAACCUCAGGGGCAGGAGCAUCAUUGUGACCAUUUCUACUUGGAGAACCCUAUGUACAAAGCUUAUGAGUUCCAACAUAAAGGUGAGGAGCUCCCAACCUACGAAGAAGCCAAAGCGGCCCUUUCUCAAUAUUAUGCAGUUCAAAAUGUCCAGAAAGUUGAACCUGUUCCUCAGAGGCAAGACCAGACCCUUAUGGAGCUGAAACAUGGCCAUGUACGAUCUCUAAGUGAAAGGUUACUGCAGAUGUCUCUUGAACGCAAUGGCGCCAAGUCACAGAAUCUCAUGAGCUCUUCGCACAGCUUCCCUCAACUUACUAAACAGUACCAGCUGUCAGUUGCUCGUGGACAACAAGAUGGAGGAGUACAGUACAGAAAUGCCCCACCUGAAUACCCAGCUUAUAGCCAACAUGACCAGAUCAGCGGCUAUGCUCCCGAACAAAGAAGAUAUUCUGGAGAGCUCCCAUUGUACCAUCAGCCUGAUGUCAGGAUGAUGCAGGAUCCUAACAUGCAAUAUGGCCAAAUGGUGUCCUUUAAUGCAGCGGGGAAUCACAUGGCUCGAAUGGACGCUCUGCUACGAGAGAAUGAAAAGUUGCGCAGGGAACUUGAGACUUACAGCGAAAAAGCUGUCAGAAUCCAAAAGCUGGAGACAGAAAUUCAGCGAAUCUCUGAAGCCUAUGAUAGCCUCAUGAAAGGGUCCUCAAAGAGGGAGUCACUAGAGACCGCCAUGAGGACCAAGAUGGAAGGAGAGAUGAGACGCAUGCAAGACUUUAACCGCGACCUAAGAGAACGAUUGGAAUCGGCAAACAAACAGCUGGCAGCCAGAAGCUUGGAGAGCCGAGAGGACAACCAUGGAGCUGUAUCCAAGCUGCUUGCUCAGUGUCGUGAACAGCAGCAAGACAAAGAGAAGCUGGAGAGGGAGAUCAUCCUACUGCGUAGUGCGAAUGAGGACCAGCGGAGGAGAGCCGAGCUAUUGGAGAAAGCUCUUAGUAAUGCCCAGUCCACAGCGGCUCGUACAGAAGAUGAGCUCCGCAAGAAGAGGGCAUAUGUGGAAAAGGUGGAGAGACUACAACAAGCUUUGAGCCAACUCCAAGCUGCCUGCGAAAAGAGAGAACAGCUAGAACUGCGUCUGAGAACAAGGCUGGAGCAAGAGUUGAAAAACUUAAGGGCUCAGCAGAGACAACCAUUGUUGCAGAGCAGCGGUCAGUCACCUGAGCUUUCUGUCCAAGUACUGUCUGAGCAGCUGAGAGAAAAAGAAGAACGGAUAUUAGCCCUGGAGGCUGACAUGACCAAGUGGGAGCAAAAAUACUUGGAAGAACGCACCAUGCGCCAAUUUGCAAUGGAUGCUGCCGCUACUGCUGCCGCCCAGCGAGAUACCACCAUCAUCAAUCACUCACCUCGCCACUCGCCAAACAAUAGCUUCAAUGAGGAUCUCCUGAUGGUCAGCCACAGGCACCAAGAAAUGGAAAACAGAAUUAAAGCUCUACAUGCCCAGAUACUAGAGAAAGAUGCAGUCAUUAAGGUCUUGCAGCAACGCAAACCCUAUCAGAGCCCAUUACGACCGGCUAAAUCUGUGCCCUCUAUCUUCACUCUAUCUGUAUCAACUCCAAACUCAUCGGCUGGAGAGCGACAAGUCAACAUGCCACAGAAAACAACAGGCAGCCAAUCAAACUGUUCCCCACCUGCCAAUGCUAGCAUCUUACCUGUGCACUCGAAACAUGGCAGCAAAGAUGGCAGCACCCAGACGGACUGUUCAACCGAGCUACCAGCUGUCACAGACUCCCUUCUGGGCAAUAUCGCAGCUUCAUUAGAAACCGUGUCUACUGCAAAAAGCUCCAACAUUUCUGAAAUGGUAGAAAUCCUCAUCUGAGCUUCCUACGUUGAAAUGUUGAGAAAGUCUUACACGACCAGGAAAACCAUAGCUGGUCGAUCAGCUGUAGUCUACACGGAAUGAAUGCCACGUUCAGCCUGUAACUACGAGGCCGUCUUACUACCAGAACAAGGUGUGUGCAGCUUGGAAGCUCCGACCUAAAAUGUAGAUGGACUUGAAUGUUGCGUGAGCACCGGCUGCUAGGAAGAAAAGAAGAAUCGAGAAAGACCUCCUAAGAUUUUCACCCAUCUGAAGUUGAAGACAGAAUGCAACUUCAUUUUAAUGUGAUACAGUGUCUGAUCUUUUGGAACUACAACUCAGCCACCAGGCUUUGAUACACGGAGCGGGAGAUGAAUAAAGUCUACUUUUGGCUUUGGAAAGCCAAGGGCCAAUCCCUGUUGCUGCUAGAAAUACCUACAUAAAUGUAGGGGUUUGAAGUGGUUUAAAAUUGUCGGACUCUCGUCCCGAACAUUUGUCAUGUAAAUACUUGUUUAUAUGUGUUUAUUUUUAUAAGUCCUUCUUCUGUUGAUUCCCCAUGUAUUUAUACAUCUAUGUUUCUGUCUUGUUCUGACACCUUCCAUGGUGUACUAUUGUUUCACCAUGAUACAUGGGUCAAUACUUGAGCUGAUGCUCAUAGGUUGAUACUUAGAAAAAAAAAGCUCACACUAGUACAAGCCAAAUACUAUUCCUUGUACAUCUCCACUAGAUCCUAUAUUGUAUUUAUUUUAUAUCUAAAAAAAAAAAACCUUCCCUGCUCCGACCCUUUUCUCUCUUCUGGCUACUGUUGCUGGUCAACGGUGACCAUUUUUAAUUUCUGUUCUUGUACAUUGUUUACAAAAUUAGAUCAGAAGAAAAUUGCAUAAUGCAAUUUACUAAAGAUUUUCUUCUAGAAAUAGUCCCUCCCUUUCCUUUUCCACAUCAGAAUGGGUUACAAAUGUAAUAUAUUUUUUGUAUUGGUAUUUCUGCCUAUCUGCGCUGUGAAAGUCUGUUUUAUUCCAAAGAUGUAUGAAUCUGAUAUAUAUUUUUUGUGAGUUUACUUAAGUUAUCGAAAGUAUUUAAAGAUGUAAGCGUGGCUGUUGUUUCUUAAUAUUAUUCGCUUAAUGUAUGCUGCCUGGAUGCCGUCUGGUUCUGCUGUUGCAGACCGGAAUUUUGUUAUUUUAAAUAUGAAAUU
Hyla sarda is the source of this 3514-nucleotide messenger RNA. RefSeq names its product angiomotin like 2 (gene AMOTL2). Gene Ontology annotation, biological process: regulation of cell migration; establishment of cell polarity involved in ameboidal cell migration; hippo signaling. Lineage: Eukaryota; Metazoa; Chordata; Amphibia; Anura; Hylidae. The transcript has 10 exons. Bases 274 to 2343 code for a protein of 689 amino acids. The record is from RefSeq and is a predicted model, not a curated record. Gene Ontology annotation, cellular component: cytoplasmic vesicle; plasma membrane; bicellular tight junction.